This is a messenger RNA of Phalacrocorax carbo (great cormorant), 3105 nucleotides long. NCBI's taxonomy places the organism in Eukaryota, Metazoa, Chordata, Aves, Suliformes, Phalacrocoracidae. The record is from RefSeq and is a predicted model, not a curated record.
CCUGGUUGAAAGAAGCAGGUUUCUGGAGGGCUCAGAGAGCUCAAGCAUGUGCAGCCCUUGGGUUGUAUUAGCCUUUUGCUGCUUGGGACAGCUGGGUGCAGAUCAAAGCCUGAAGCCUCAGAUUGCAGCCCCUCAGCUUGCUACAAACAAUCCCACUCUCACUACAGUUGCUCUAGAAAAACCUUUCUGUAUGUUUGACAGCUCACUGUAUCCAAAUAAAUCUUAUGUCAUCUACUUGUACGCAAUGAAGGAAUCAGCAAGUGCAAUAAGCUCCCUGGUGACUGACAACAGCAGCAAACCACUUGACAACACCUUCCAACAAACAAGUGGGGGGCAGCUUGGACCUUACAAGGCUGCCUCGUUCAAUGUGCCCAGUUGUGCAUCACCUCCCAAACUUGCUGAUGUAGGAGAUGUCAACAAAGUUUCUGAUGUCCUGAAACAAUACCUCUUCAGAGUUGGGGAUGAUGGGACUUGUUUGUAUGACCCAAACUUCUUAGCUGUCUGUAACCCACCUCUUGCACCAGACACAACAUACAGGUUUAAAUAUGUAUUGCUAGAUAGCACUGAAGGUAUCAUAACAGACCAAACUCUCUGGUCUGAUCCAAUCAAAACCAGAAGAGUUAAACUCCCCUCGAAAAUUGAUACCUGGCCUGGUCGAAGGAGUGGAGACAUGAUUGUCAUUACAUCGAUCCUAAGUGUUCUUGUGUUCCUUCUGCUUGAUGGCUUUCUUGCUUCUGUGUCCCCUGCUGUCAUGGGAUCUGAAGAUUCUUCUGCAGAGACAAGGUGCAUGCCUCAGACUAUUCAACAAAGUGAACUGGCACCACAGUUAAGCUCUGAGUAAACAACCCGAUUCAAGUCAAGACUGGAAAUGCAAUGGAAUUGCUACAUGUGCUAGACUGUGGCACUGUCUCUUCUACUCAACACUAGUCCAAAACACUACAGAAUGUAACCAGGCAACUGAAGAUGAAUAGCAUAGAUUAAAUAAAGACAACUUUUUUGAUGUCUUGUAGCUCAUGAUAUCUUGUCUUGUCCUAAUGAGAUCUGAUUUAGUUAAUUGCCUUGUAUAGCACAUAUCAAAUGCCUGGACUGUUGAAAGAAUCUUCAUGAGAUCAUUCAACUUCAGUGGUGUGAUCAGGGGUUGUCUAAUACAUACAUCUCCUCUGGAGUAAGCACUAAUGCAGACUUCUCAUCUGCUUCGCACAAUCAGGUGAACAUGAUGUCUCAAACUUUCUCGAUGAUGACAAAUAAAGAAAAACAGGCUGCUUUAGAAAAAGAUGUACUUAGAGAAAACUAGGGAUUAAAAGGUAGACAACAGGGAGCUACUGCUGCUUCCUCAGGAUUUUAGUGACUAUUUCUGUCAUAGGACUUCCCUUUUUUCCUCCUUCCCUAAAAGAAAGCAAGCAAGUUCCAAUUGCCCUGUACGUAGCAGAGUUAUUUUGAUCUCAAAUACUUCAAUACCCUCAAACAGCUUUGCAGCAAUGAAAGCUAACAAAAUUGCUUCAAAGAAGGUGUGUUCUUUCAAAGCGCCGUAUAAUUUGUUGGUGGGCUAGUAAAGGGGAGAUAUUGCAUUCAUAUCAAUCAUAUCAUAUGGUUGAAUAUACACGAGUAUAUUCACUGUUGUCAGGCUUAGCCUCAUUCCUGACCUUUACCUUAGGCAGCUGCAAGCCAGCAUUCUUCACAUCUUAGUAUCUAGACUGGUGGGGUUUUUUGAGCUAAUUCUUUUCUUUCAUUUCAUGAUCUCAGUUGGUGACUAGAAAUAAAUCUUUGCCCCAAGGUUGAGUUAUGUGCUGCUUUUUUCCAUUGAUGCCAACUUCCAUAUACAGUUUUGUCUCUACAAAAGACUUGAGGAAAAUCCAACUUCAAAGCCCUACCUUAUACUUCUUGACUAUGUAGAACCAACUGUCCUAUUGUAGCAUGCACUUCCUUGAGAUAGCACAGAGCUGUUACUGGUUAUUGAUGUUUAUUUUUAUUGAUGUUUUCCUAGUUUAUCAGUACAUUUGUUAAACUGUCUUGGACUAUAAAUACGGAUUAUGUUUUGACAUAGGUUGUUCAUUAUCACUGCCAUGACUGGAUGAUCUCGUACUGGUGUCUGUUUCAGGGAGUGGAACUUACUCUCUUCAGAUUAUGAAAAUUAAAAAGUUUUGUGUAAAGUCAAAUAUUGUCAGGAUGGAGCGUUGAGACUGUAGCUUGGUGACUGCAAAAUUUGCCAUUUUCAACUUAAGGACUUAGGCCCAAGAGAUUUGUGCACAAGUUCCCAGUGCUUGGGUAUUCUAACUACAGCAUGUUAAAGCUUGCCUGUUCCAUCUUUGUUUCAGCUAUGCAAGGGCUGACAUGGAGAAAGCACUUUAAGGAAGAGAUGGGUGCUUUGCCUUCUGACUAGAAAUGAGUGUUGAAGCACCUGGAAUGAUGCUUUUCUGGUUUUUGGCUACUGGUGUCUUCCCAGUAAUUUUCUGCUAUACAGGCUGCUCCAAACACCAUUCUGAGGUACUUUCUCGUUCAUGUAUUGGGUACUAACUUGGAAGCAAUGGAUAUCUGAAGAAAGAGGGAGUACAAAUUGGAGGUGUGCAAUGCUGAACACUAGAGUACGUGAGAGAUCCUUGGAGUGUUUACCUCCUUUAUAAAGCCAAAGUAGUACUUCAUUGCUAUAGUGGCCUCUAACUCCUUGGUCUGGACCCAGUGGAAAAACAGGUUAUCUAACAGUAGGAUCAGUAAAAUUAAUAAAGCCAAAUAAGUAUCCUUUCAACUGCAGACAGCCAAUACGUUACUCUGGAUGCCAUAUCAGUUAAUUCUAUUACUGGAAUAAGUUCUCCUUCAUUUCAUUUGAAGGAGUUGCUUGAGACCAUAUGUCAGCACGUAUAGCUAUCAUUUAAAAUAGAGUACUAGAAUAAUCCAAUCUGUUUUCUGCCAGAAUAUAUUAAGACAUUCACAUCAAGCAGUUUGUCUCUCACCAGAUAACUAAUUUUAGUCAGUUUAAUCCUGAUAAUGGGCCUAGUUGAAUAGCUUGUAUUUCUUCUUGUGUUUCUCUUCAUUCUUUUAUUUAAAAGAUCUUCACUUUAUUUCUUUAUGGAAAAAUUAAUAAUGAAUUUUUUUAGGUUUUUUGUUUGG